AUGACUCAGGUAUAUAAUAUUUCUAGCUCUCAAUAUGCAAAAGAGGCGUCGAACUAUAUUAAAAUUUUAAAUGAAUUGCGUCGUAUUGGUGCCCAAUUCGCAGUAAAUCUUCCCACAAUCGUUUUUUGUGGAAAUCAAUCUGCGGGUAAAAGUAGCUUACUUGAGGCGAUUUCAGGCGUUAAGUUGCCUAGAUCUGAUGGAACUUGUACUCGCUGUGUGAUGGAACUGAGACUAUCCGAAGUUUCCAAAACAUGGUCAUGCCAAGUUUCUCUUCGCAAAGAAUAUGAUCAACAUGAAAAACGCCUUUCUAAUCCAAUUGAAACUAAAUUUGGUAGCCCGAUUGAUGAUCCGGAUAAAGUUGAACUAAUGGCACGUCGUGCUCAAAAGGCAUUAUUAAAUCCUACGAGAGAAAGCGAUGAAUAUAUUGAUUGGGAUUUUAAAGACCAAACCUAUGAAGAUGAUUCUCAAUUAAAUGGUCUUAAGUUUACGAAAAAUGUCGUGUGCAUGGAAAUUAAAGGUCCUAAUGUCCCAAACUUAAGUUUAAUUGAUUUGCCGGGAAUUAUCCGACAUACUGAAAAAGCCGAAGAUAGGAGAUUUAUCCCAUUGACUGAAGAACUUGUAAAAGAAUAUAUUAAAAAUGAAAAAUCAAUUAUAAUAGCGACGAUUUCAUGUAAGGACGAAAUAGACAACCAAGCAAUCGUAACUCUUGCAAAAGAAGCCGAUCCUUUAGGAAUUCGAACUCUAGGCGUGCUUACAAAACCUGAUAUGAUUGAAGAGGGAACACAUGAUACCUGGUUAAAGAUUAUGAGAGGUGAAGCCAAUCCACUUGAACUCGGGUAUUAUGUCGUAAAGAAUCCAACUAAAGUGCAGCGCAUGGAAAAUAUUGGGUUCGAAGAAGCUAGAUUAGCUGAAAGCGAGUUUUUUGAAAAAGAAGAUCCGUGGAAUAAUUUUCAUUUACAAGAAAGAAUCGGGGUUAAAAAUUUGCAAAAUAAAUUAUCUGAAUUAUUGAUUAAAGCUAUUAAAAGAAGUCUUCCAGACAUCCGAAAAGACGUUGAAGAAAAGUUAGAUGAG
Molecule: messenger RNA, 1071 nt
Organism: Racocetra persica
Lineage: Eukaryota; Fungi; Glomeromycota; Glomeromycetes; Diversisporales; Gigasporaceae
Source: the annotation of a GenBank genome assembly